AUGGGAGACCUCAACAACGAUCCUCUGAUGCGCAACCAAAACGCCGCCGUUCAGGCCCGUACCAAGGCCCAGAACCGCGCCAAUGUCCUUCAGCUCAAGCUGAUUGGACAGAAUCACCCAACUGGUCUCACGGCGAAUCUAUUGAAGCUCUUUGAGCCUAGGCCUCCUUUGGAAUAUAAACCGCCCCCGGAGAAAAGAAAAUGUCCACCGCUUACAGGGAUGGCGCAAUUUGUGAGCAAGUUUGCUGAGCCUGGUGAUCCCGAAUACGCUCCGCCUGUACCAAAAACUGAGACUCCUGCACAAAGACGAGCAAGAAUACACAAAUUAAAACUAGAGAAGGGAGCAGCAAUGGCUGCUGAGGAGCUUAAGAAAUAUGAUCCACAUAAUGAUCCAAAUAUAUCAGGAGACCCAUACAAGACCUUGUUUGUAGCCAGACUUAGUUAUGAGACCACUGAGAGCAGAAUCAAAAGGGAGUUUGAAUCAUAUGGUGCAAUCAAACGGGUUCGAUUGAUCACUGACACUGAGACAAAUAAGCCCAAAGGUUAUGCAUUCAUUGAGUAUCUGCACACAAGAGACAUGAAAGCUGCUUAUAAACAAGCUGAUGGUAGGAAAAUUGAGGGUAGAAGGGUGCUUGUGGAUGUUGAACGUGGGAGGACAGUUCCAAAUUGGCGACCUCGCCGUCUUGGUGGUGGGCUUGGUACUACAAGAGUAGGGGGGGAAGAAGUUAAUCAGCGACAUUCUGGGAGGGAGCAACAACAGUCUGGUCCUUCUCGUUCUGAAGAACCGAGAACACGGGAGGAUCGUCAUGGUGAGCGGGACAGAGAAAAGUCACGGGAAAGAGGUAAGGACAGAAAUAGAAAACGUGAGCCACGUGAACGCUCUAGUGAUAGGGCAAGGGAUCGUGAUCAUAGAGAGGAUAGGCACCACAGAGACCGGGAAAGGAAUAGGGAAAGAGAGAGAGAUCGGGGGCAUGAUCGAGAUAGAGCACGAGGUCGAGACCGUGAUCGGGAGAGGGAUCGUGAUCGGAACCGAGAUCACAAUCGACUUCAUGGAAGAGAUAAGGAUUAUGAAUUUGGAGAGACUGAUCUGGGACGCACUCGUGAUAGAGAGACUGACUAUGAUCAUAUAUCUAAAUAUGAGAAAGAACAUCAUGGUGAAAGAGAGCGUGACUAUGAACCUGAGGAUGAUCGUCGUUGGUACAACCGACCUGGGUAUGGACAUAGGCAUGCAGAUCCUGAACACGAUCCUGAUCACUAUGAGCAUCAUCGAAGGGGACAGGAUGAUGAGGGAGAUGACCAUGGUGACUAUUACAAUCAUCAUACUGAUCAUGAUAGGAUGGAAGAUGACUACCACACUGAACGGGCAAAAUCUGAAUCACGAGAUAGGGAGAGAAACCGUGAUGUGGACCAUGAAUAUCGUCGCUCCGAGAGGUCUCAUUCUAAAGAGUAUGAUUACUGA
Molecule: messenger RNA, 1458 nt
Organism: Sphenostylis stenocarpa
Lineage: Eukaryota; Viridiplantae; Streptophyta; Magnoliopsida; Fabales; Fabaceae
Source: the annotation of a GenBank genome assembly